Messenger RNA from Phytophthora sojae, 2292 nucleotides. RefSeq lists its product as hypothetical. The transcript has 2 exons. The record is from RefSeq and is a predicted model, not a curated record. The coding region runs from base 1 to 2292 and encodes 763 amino acids. Lineage: Eukaryota; Oomycota; Peronosporomycetes; Peronosporales; Peronosporaceae.
AUGGCUUCGCCUCUGGGCAGCGGCAGCUCCAGCGGCAGCUCCGGCAGCGACGGCAGCCUCGCGUCGCCCUCGCUGCACUUCGCCAUGGACAAGAAGCGCAAGCUCGCGACAGUUGGGGUCCACCUCGAGCUGCAGGCCGCGCGCAAGCGGCGCAGCAUCCUCAACGAGGACGUGGAGGACGAAGAGAGCAUGGAGGACGCGGCCUGGGCCGUGCGCGCGCCCAGCAAGCAGAUGAGCAUCGCCAACCUCAUCAGCUCGCCGCCGACACCCACGACCAGCGACGACAGCUUCUGGGCCGCCACCUCGGCGCUGGCCGACGUGACCAUCAAACCCGAGAAGAUCGAGGUCGACGUGGAGAUGCAGGAGCCGCCAAAGGUUGUCGCGGCGCCGCCGUCCUCCUCGAACAUUCCGGCAGCGUUCCUGGCCACGCAAGCUUUCGCCAGUCCGCGAGAUUUUUUCGUCGCGCCGCUCGUUGUGGCGGCCACGAAUCCCGGCGGCGGCGGAGGAGGAGCCAAUGCCAAUGCAAAUGCAGGUGCAACUACAGGUACUACAGGUGCAGCAACGACGACAACGUCGGAGAAGGCGCACGUGGUGUGCACACUGUGCCAAGUGACCAUGGGCAACAGGGUGUACAGUCUCAAGAGACACCUGUUCCGCCACCACCCGCAGGUCUUUCGCGUGGACAGCCCCGUCAUGGGCAACAGGAAGACGGAGUCGCCGCCGGCGAUCAAGAACCAGGCCUUGAAGAACGACCCGGAGCUCGCGAGCUGGAGGACGGCGACGACGACAAACGACCAGCCGGUGGUACAGCUCAAGGAAUCGUACGUCCCUCAUGGACCGUCUGGUGGGGCCAUGAAGCGCUGCAAGUUGUCGGUGGAGACGGAUAAUACCGGUAGCGGUAGCAGCAGCAAUGUGGCGGUAUCGUCCGAGUCGAAGCACAAUGACGCGUUCGUGGGCUGGCUGCGCUCCGACGUGAUCCCGAUGCAGGCGCUGCAGAGCCAGCUCUUCCGCGAGUUCCUGGCGCUCGUGAACCCAAGGUUCAAAAUGCCGCAGGUGGUCGUGCAGCCGCAGCAGCUCCACAAGCUCAGUAUGUUGGGGUCAAAUCUUGAGAAAGGUGAUAAAUCGACAACCAGUCGUUCCGUUGAUUUGGGUGCCCUUGGGUCUGGUACAGCCGCAGCCACCCCGCGCUUUAUGAAGGGUCUGUGUCUGCAAGGCGACGGGCUGGCUCCGCAGCUGGUGAGCGAUCUCGCGGUGCCCACGCCAGAGCCGAAUGAGGCCCUGAUCGAGGUCGUACGAGCAGGUAUUUGCGGGACCGACCUCCAGAUGAUCGACAAUUACAAGCCCGGCUUCAAAGGAGCGCUGGGACACGAGUUCGUGGGCAUUGUGCGCAAGCUCGGAGCGCAGUACGCGAACGACGAGCAGACACAGCGGAUAUGGAUCGGGAAGCGCGUCGUGGGCGAGAUUAACAUUCCCUGUGACGCGUCCACCUGCGCCACCUGCGCGCGCUGCAGCUUGAAGCGCAACCACAGCGGCGACUCGUUAUCUCGGGAGGAGGUCAUGCGUCGCAAUCACUGCCCGAACCGGUCCUGCCUCGGCAUCGUGCGGAAAGAUGGCGCCUUUGCCGAGUACAUUACGCUACCGCUGGCGAACCUGUACGAGGUCCCGGACGGAGUUGUGGACUCCCACGCGGUCUUCGCUGAGCCGCUCGCGGCCGCAUGCCGCAUCCUCGAACAGCAGGUCAUCGAGCCGUCGGAUCACGUCGUGGUGCUUGGAGAUGGCAAGCUCGGCCUCAUGGUAGCAGAAGUGCUGCACGCCACGGGCGCGGCCAAGACCGUCACACUCGUGGGAAAGCACCGCGAGAAGUUGGCGCUGGCCAAGCAUUUUGUGAACACUGUGUACGCGCUCGACAGCGGAGAUGACGCCGAGAUGGCAGCGCUCGCGGACCGGAUCGUCAGCGAGACAGCGCCGUUCGAUGUGUGCGUCGAGAGCACAGGAACUCCCGGCGGCAUCGCGUUGGCGCUCAAGCUGGCGCGCGAGAGAGGCUCCGUGGUUAUGAAGUCGACGUGUUCGGCGAAGAGGUCGUCGGUGGAUGUUCAGGCAGUGCAGAGCAAGCGACUACGAGUGGUGGGCUCUCGGUGCGGGCCCAUUCCAUGGGCACUGCGACUGCUGCGAGACCGCAAGAUCGACGUGCAGAAGUAUAUUCAUGGCGUGUACCCGCUGGAGCGAGCCGAGGCAGCAUUGGCUCAUGCAGCGCAGCGCGGGACACUCAAAAUCCAGCUCGUCAUCAGGUGA